AUGCCUAGUAUAGUGAUUGGCAUAGACUUCGGGUCCAGCUACUCGACAGCCUCGUGGCUCUUAGUAGAGAAGGGUAUCUCCGUCUAUCUGCCGCAGAUCGUCAGAAACUGGCCAGCAACUUCGCCUCGAGACUCAGGCUUCGCUAAGGUUCCGACUAAGAUCCACUACGACGAGUCUGACCCGGACAUUCUGCCUGACUAUCUGGAUGACUCAUUUGAGGUCAAGAAUGCUUGUCGUGCGAUCCUACAUGCUGAUAAGACUGUCAUCCAGGUGGUGGGAUAUUACCUAACGCAGCUCUACGACCACACAUUAGGUGAGAUAGCGGCAAAGAUCGGCCAGCACAAAUUAGAAAAGUCUAUUAUCCAGAUUUCCUUCGCUGUCCCAACUGGCUGGGACGAACGGGCGAAGGAUCGACUAAUGCUAGCUGUGAGGUCAACCAAGAUUAUGGACUCAUACUCCGCCCGCAGGACACAGCCGUCGUUCAUUGGGGAAUCUGAGGCGGCGGCGAUUGGCACACUCGCCGAUGUCGUCGACCGUUCUCAAAUUUCGCAGGAGAGCCCGGAAACCACACUUCUAGUCCUAGAUGUUGGAGGUACAACGUCGUAA
Molecule: messenger RNA, 606 nt
Organism: Durotheca rogersii
Lineage: Eukaryota; Fungi; Ascomycota; Sordariomycetes; Xylariales; Xylariaceae
Exons: 3
Coding region: 1-606 (201 amino acids)
Source: RefSeq, a predicted model, not a curated record